AUGAACGUGGCAGUGGAAGGCCUGAGCAUCACUGUCGGAGGUGGCAGGAAGCUGCUGGAUGAAGUGAACUGCGUGGUUCAGGCAGGAGAUAUGGUGGCUUUGAUGGGUCCUUCGGGGGCCGGCAAAACCACGCUGCUCAACAGUAUCGUGGGGAGAACCAUCACAGGGCUCACUGAAGGGGGUAUCUACUACGAUGGUGCCGCGUUAUCCAAAGUCAGGAGCAGCGUGGGAUACGUCACCCAGGACGAUAUCAUGUACGAGACCCUGACUCCACGGGAGAACUUGACCUUUGCGGCCGCCUUCAUCUUGCCAAAGCUUUCCAAAGAAAGCCGCCAGAAGGAGGUGGAUAGCGUGAUCGAGAAGCUCAACCUGAAGAAGUGUGCAGACACCGUCGUGGGUUCUCCCGGCCUCGUGCGGGGAAUCUCCGGAGGGGAAAGGAAGCGCACGAACGUGGCCCUGUCCCUGUUGGGAAGCCCUUCUCUGCUGCUGCUGGAUGAGCCUACCAGUGGCUUGGACUCCAAGAUGUCCGACUCCCUCAUGAGAGACGUGAAGCAGAUCACGGAGCAGGGCUGCACGGUCGUCGCCACAAUCCACCAGCCUUCGGAAGCCGUCUUCACACGCUUCGACAAGGUCUUGCUCUUAGAGACAGGGCGUGUGGCGUACUAUGGGGUGAUCUCUGGCUUGCGGGGAUCUCUUGGUGGCUUGGGCUUCACAUGUCCUGAAGGCACCCCGCUUCCUGAGAUCCUUCUGGAUUUGCUUGAAGUGCCGGCGGAGGAGGCUGCGCGCGCGGCAUACACGGAGAAGUUGGGAAAGCUGAAACAACUCUCGGAGACCUCCUUCAUGGAUCGUGGGUCACCCGCGAAGUCAGAAGCGCCUCCCAAGAGGGCUGGAAUCUGUGGGCAGGUGGCCGUACUCUUCAAGCGGGAGCUGGUCAAUGUGAAGCGGAACAAAGCCCUGACAGUCGUUCGUGCUGUCCAAUCGGUCGCUUCCGCACUUUUAAUCGGCUUGAUCUUCCUGCAGCUGGAGCGCAACAUGUCAAGCCUCUCUCCGCGCUUGUUCUCCAGCUUCCUGCUCGUCUUUGCCCAAUUUCUGUUUGCUCUGCUGGGGGUCGUCAACGCCUUCCCCGCCGAGCGUGCUGUGUUCUUGCGCGAGACGCAGGACAAGCUCUACCACCCAGCGGCGUUCUACUUGGCCAAGGUUUCCAUCGACACUCUGAUGCAAUGCCUCUUCCCCAUCCUCGUGGUGGCCAUCAGCUACCCACUAAUUGGCUUCAACGGGGAAUCAGCUGAUCGCGUUCUUUGGUUCUAUGCCAUCAUGGCUGUGGUUUCCAAUUGUGGAGCCGGGGUGGGGUUCAUGGUCUCGGCCGCCGUGCCCAGUGUGAACCUGGCCCUCUCCAUUGCACCCGGCUUGAUAAUGCCACAGCUCUUGCUGUCGGGCAUCUUCAUCAAGGUGGAGGAUUUGCCACAGCCCUUCAAUGCCCUGAGCUAUCUCAUGGUCGCCCGGUAUGCCGUCCAAGCUACCGUCGUCAAUGAGUUCACCUGUGAGACCAAAGCUUCGUGCGAUCCUGCGGUGUGGCGCCAAAGCCCGGCAGACCAGUGCGGCAACUCUCCCUGUGAUUUCUGCUGCACCUCGCACGAGAUGAUGGCAGCUGGCGGCAUUUGCCCCGUCUUGUCCUGCGGAGAUGCCCUGGUGAGUCUUGGGAUGGAUGAGAUUUGGCCGAGAAGCGACACAUCAAACGAGGAGACCAUCUUCUUCAACAUGAUCGCUUUGCUGGUUUUGAUGUGCUUCUUCCGGCUGCAGGGCCUGAACAUCUUGAUGUGCAGCUACCGCCGUGCAACCACUGGCCGCUGCCUGCCAUGCCGCACCACUGCAAACGCGGCAUGCACAGUGACUGGAUCAACUCAUUGCAUAACCCCCAUGCCUACGCCAUGUGCAGCAGAUGACGAUUCGACUUUUCUCACCUUGCAGGCCCAGGAACGUGGCCAGCAUCAAGGUGGUGCAGGACAUGGACAUGCCCAUCAGCAGCAGUCGUCCCGAAGUGGAGGCAUCAGUGGUCGGAUGUGCUGGAUUUGGUUAUUCCUGGCGAUCGUGGUUCUGCUACAGGUUUGGGAACGUGCAGCUGGAUUGGCGUCGUCGUCCUUGUCAGAGUCCUCAAUGCAGUUCUGGAAAGACUUCAUGAAAAGCGCCUCAGAUCCAACUGCCACGCCGCCGUCGGCAUCGCAAGCAGCAGAAGAUCCGAUGCAAGCCUUGCGAGAAGCGUCGCCGCCUACGUUGCAACCUGUGGUACAAAGCUUGCCGCAGCCGGCUGCACAACAGUCAGCGUCGCAAACAAAAAAGCCGCAUUACGAUCUGAUGAUAAUCAUUCCUGCAAGUGGCAGCCGUGACCGCAAUCGCAUGGAAGCAGUCAGACAAACAUGGGUCCGGGAAAUCGACAACACAACUGGUUUGUGCAGCAGGUGCAAGAGCAAGCGCACGAUCAAGUACUUUUUUAUCUUGGGUGACGAGGCGACUGAGGAGGAGAAGGAGAAUCGCCAUUUGCGAGAUGAUGAGAUGCUGGACAUGAACGGAAGUGCGGCUAAUAGCACUGGGAACCGUACCAAGGACAAGUCCGACAUCAUCGCCCUGUCGAGGUGCAGCAGUGAUUACAUACGUCUUGCAGAGAAAGUGCGGAAAGCGAUCCGCUUUGUCACGACACACUUCAGCUUUCGUCUGCUGUUGAAGACUGACACAGACUCUUGGAUCUUUCUCGAUACGCUCUUGGCAUACGCAGAAGCAAACGAGCUCUUCAGCAGGCGCUCGGUUCAUGCUGGCGACGUUCGCAGAGGUGCCAAGCCGCAAAAGCCCAAGUCUGGUGGCAAGAACAUCGAUGAGGUGUUCAACACCAAGACGGGUCAGGACACCUACCCUGUUUUUGCUGCAGGGUGCGGCUACCUGCUCACGAGAAACCUUUGUAACUUCAUCGCCCUUCUUGCAAUGGAGGAUCCCAACUUACCCAGCCUGACAGAGCUGCCGCAGGAGGACGUGGCAGUUGGAUUCUGGCUACAGGCUCUUCAACACGAGAAGCUGAAGGCGCCGAUCUCACCCAUAGCUGAAGGCUGCC
Messenger RNA from Symbiodinium sp. CCMP2592, 3100 nucleotides. NCBI's taxonomy places the organism in Eukaryota, Dinophyceae, Suessiales, Symbiodiniaceae. The record is from the annotation of a GenBank genome assembly.